Messenger RNA from Procambarus clarkii (red swamp crayfish), 698 nucleotides. Its product is annotated as pro-resilin. Gene Ontology annotation, cellular component: extracellular matrix. The record is from RefSeq and is a predicted model, not a curated record. Lineage: Eukaryota; Metazoa; Arthropoda; Malacostraca; Decapoda; Cambaridae.
GUGACUCCUCCAGCUGAAGUCUCCCAACUCUCUCCUUAACCAUGAAGUCAGUGGCUGUGGUGCUCUCCGUGGCGGCGGUCAUGGCUGUACGGGCGGCCCCUCAGGGCUACGGCGUCCCAGGGAUUGGUGGGUCUGGCGGCUCCGGCGGCUCCGGCGGCUCUGGCGGCCAGUACGCCUCCGCCCCCGCCAACUACAACUUCCAGUGGGACGUCGAUGAUGCGCAGUCUGGCAACUACUUCGGUCACGGAGAAGAAGCCAACAACGGCGUCGUCCAGGGCAAGUACUACGUGAGGCUGCCGGACUCUCGCCUCCAGCAGGUGGAGUACACAGCCGACGACUCCGGCUACCACCCCGUCGUCACCUACGAAGGUCAGGCCCAGUAUGGCGGCUCCGGAGGCAGCGGCGGCAGCGGGUCGUCCGGUCAAGGAGGCGGCUACUACCCCUAGCCAGGUGGCCGCACUUCAGCACGACCUCUUGCUUCAUCUUUGUCCUCCUGUGGAAUGUAUCAUUUUCCUUGCUAGUUUUGGCGUCGUGAAGAAAAUCCAGAUGAAAAUGAUUGCAUCUCCCGAAGAUGAACUUAGUGUGUUGUUUGCCUUUGUAUUGCAAAAUAUUCUUUUAUGCAUUCAAUUGUAUUUGUUAUUUCUUUUGUUCAAGUUGCCACGCAGGUCUUGGCGUCUAUGUAAUUUGUUUAAAGUUUA